Molecule: messenger RNA, 701 nt
Organism: Plodia interpunctella (Indianmeal moth)
Lineage: Eukaryota; Metazoa; Arthropoda; Insecta; Lepidoptera; Pyralidae
Product: protamine-2-like
Exons: 1
Coding region: 124-588 (154 amino acids)
Source: RefSeq, a predicted model, not a curated record
UGAUAGCUGACGUUCUUUUUCUGAAAACAUAAAUACCAUUUUGCCGGGAUGAUGCGUUUAGCUAUGUGAUUUAUUUCAACACCAAAAUUUUAAGUUUUUGCCGACGGCGAUGUAAUAGAGCUGAUGGCGAGCAGCGGCGGCAUGGACGACGAAGAGAAGAAGAAGAAAAAGCUAAAUGAUGACGUCGUCGUGUUCCUUCGAAAGCGUAGUGAGACCGAGUCGCCGCGGUAUACAGCUCGGCUGAAAGGGUAUGUGAAUCUGCAGCACAAGCGGAAGCGGGCGACAGAGGCGCGCCGGCGGUCGGAGCAGCCAGUGCAGGACAAGGCGAAGAAACCAGACGAGACUAAGGAUAAGGAUAAUGGAAUCGAUAGAGUGCGAAGUCGUUCGAUUUCAAAAUCUCGAUCUGCAGAGCCUGUGGACAGGUGCGGCAGACGUCGCCGUCGCCGCAGACGCCGCAGCUGCCGCCGCCGUCGCCGCAGACGCCGCAGACGCCGCAGCUGUCGCCGCCGCCGCCGUAGCUGCAGUCGCCGCCGCCGUCGACGCAGCUGCCGCCGUAGACGCCGUCGUCGCCGUCGCAGACGCUGCUAGCGUCGCAUUGUAAAUUUUGUAUAUGUCUCAAAAUUUUAGUAAUAACGUUUUUUUUAUGAUUUUCUUUUUAAUAUUUUAUGUCAUGAAUAUAAUAUUUUCGAAUUUGCAGUUUU